UGACAAGGUUGCAUCUCAUAUGAUUCUAGACAAAAUGGGAUUGAAAGGCUAUCAGAUAGGAAAGAACAAGGUCUUUCUGCGGGCUGGUCAGAUGGCUGAGCUUGAUGCUAGAAGAACCUACAAAGUUUUCAUUGCAGCCAGGAUCAUUCAAAGGCAAAUUAGAACCUACAUUACACGGAAGGAAUUCAUUGCAUUGCGUCAAGCUGCAGUUCAAAUGCAAUCAUGUUGGCGAGCCACCGUAGCCACCACCUCGUCCGGUUCGUCGCAAACAGAUCUACUCCAGCCACCGCCGCCAUUGCUGCCUUCUUUCCUGCCUCCGCGACCACUCGCCUCCACCCCAACCACCAACCGCUCCAGCCACCGCGUCGUCUGCCAUGCGUCCAAUCCUCCACCGCAAACAGUAGAUUUGAUCUGCAGGGAGUUCCUGUGAAAAUGGUUGCUGCCGGUGCUGAACAUACAGCUGCUGUGACAGAAGAUGGUGAGCUUUACGCUUGGGACUAGCAUAUUUCAGGUGGAUGGAGACACACCAUGAUAUUUGAAAUGCAUUUAUAACCAACUUAUGCAUUGUUCUCUUGUUUGAGGAGCUAUUUGUCUAUUCCUCAUAUGGUGGUCCAUUUGUAUUUUUCUACUGCUAGAUCAUUAAUCCCAGGUUAGAUGACUAUUUAUUAACUGUUUGAAUUUGUGAAAUGUCAUUAUAGUAGUUUUAUUGUUUGUAAGAUUAUAGCAUUUUUUUUCUUGGUUUGUUCUUAGAUACAUGUGCAUACUUAUAGGAUUUGGUAAAUUAUUGGAUUUGAUAUUUGCUAUGAA
This is a messenger RNA of Ipomoea triloba (trilobed morning glory), 807 nucleotides long. Its product is annotated as myosin-12-like. Bases 20 to 430 code for a protein of 136 amino acids. The record is from RefSeq and is a predicted model, not a curated record. Gene Ontology annotation, cellular component: vesicle; cytoplasm; myosin complex. Lineage: Eukaryota; Viridiplantae; Streptophyta; Magnoliopsida; Solanales; Convolvulaceae. Gene Ontology annotation, biological process: actin filament organization; vesicle transport along actin filament. The transcript has 6 exons. Gene Ontology annotation, molecular function: actin filament binding; microfilament motor activity; ATP binding.